Messenger RNA from Melitaea cinxia (Glanville fritillary), 882 nucleotides. RefSeq names its product tRNA-uridine aminocarboxypropyltransferase 2 (gene Dtwd2). NCBI's taxonomy places the organism in Eukaryota, Metazoa, Arthropoda, Insecta, Lepidoptera, Nymphalidae. The transcript is spliced from 2 exons. The record is from RefSeq and is a predicted model, not a curated record. Bases 11 to 745 code for a protein of 244 amino acids.
UAUCUAAGUAAUGGAAGAGCUAGAAGCAUGGGAAGAUUUGUCUAACAUUCCAGCUGAUCCACCUGUAAUGCGAGAGUUAUGUGAAAAUUGCAAGAGACCAUCAGUGGUGUGUUGGUGUUCAGCACUGCCACCAGAGCGACUAAAUCCUGAGAGUAAAAUUAUUUUGCUCCAACACCCAGCUGAAGAAAAGAGGUGUCUUCGAACUGCACCCAUGUUGCAACUUGGUCUAGCAGAAAAUAAGUGCCUUAUAUUCAAAGGAAAAAAAUUUCCUCAACCUAAGCAUGAAAACUUAGAAGAAAUUCUUCUUCAUCCUAAUACAUUACUUUUAUACCCCAGUAAAGCUGCCAUCGAUAUUAAGGAUCUAGACUAUGAAGCCACUUUUUAUAAUAUUGUAUUAAUAGAUGGAACAUGGCCACAAGCUAAAGCUAUUUACGCAUCAAGCCCUAUUUUACACAUCAUUAAACAAGUGAAGCUAACCGUUUCAAAUGCUAGCAAUUAUAUCAUCAGGACCCAGCCGACUGAAGGCUGUUUAAGUACACUGGAGACAGCUGCCGAAGCACUGUCACAGUUAGAAAGAAACUCAAUUUACCGACAACAACUAGUUGAACCUCUUCACAUGUUAUGUAAAUUUCAGCUAGAUAAUGGUGCGGUUACACAUCAAUCAAAAGAAUUUUUAAUCAAAACAAAAACUUACCCCAAACUCAUAGGUAAAAGGUUGUCAAAACUAUUAAAAUCAACAAAUUAAAAUAAAGAAAAAUAAAAUUCCUUUGGUAAAUUUUAUAAAACUGUUAAGUUUUGUAACCUGUAUGUUUACUUUAUGUUCAUUCUUGUUAUUAAUUCUGGGCUCCUAUUAAAAAAACUAGUAUGAGUUUUAUGUAUUCA